UUAACGAAUAAAAAUAUUGUACCUACAAAUUGAAUAAUUUAAUAAAUUGGCAUGGAGGAUGAGCAACGGCUGUAAAUCGUAAUUGAUUACGUACUAGCCACUAGCCACCUAUUUACUAUUUACGUGAUGACUGAGUGACGGUCAAUAGGUCGUUUUUCAGGAAGUAAACCGUGAAGUACAUAAUUAAUGUAGUCAAUGUACUAUUGUCUAUUAAUGGAUUAUACGCUGCAGCAGCUGCUUGUUCGCUAAGGUCCUUUCGUGCGAUAAGAUCGUCUGAUAGCGAACCGUUUCAACGUAUACUAUUGGUCCAAACUCGCGUUUCCUCUUCGUCGACUACUUCUGGAUUCAGAGAUCGGUGGUCAAACGGCAAUGGUCUAUCUACACUUAAUUCUCUAGCCAAACGUCGAUCAAUCGCUACAAUAAUUUCUUUACUCGGUUCGUAUCAACUCAUUUAAUCGUCGCAAAUCAUGGCCCGCGUUUUGGUCGGCGUGAAGCGCGUAAUCGAUUAUGCUGUGAAAAUCCGCGUUAAGCCCGACAAGUCGGGAGUCGUCACCGACGGCGUCAAGCACGGCCUGAACCCGUUCGACGAGAUCGCCGUCGAGGAGGCCGUCCGCCUCAAGGAGAAGAAAAUCGCGUCCGAGGUGAUCGCCGUGUCGUGUGGCUUGCCACAGGCCCAGGAAUCGCUACGCACCGCUCUCGCGAUGGGCGCUGACCGUGCCGUCCAUGUCGAAGUGCCACAGGCCCAGUACGACACUCUGUUGCCGCUGCACGUGUCCAAGAUUUUGGCCAAAGUGGCGGUGGACGAGAAAGUGGACAUCGUCGUUGUCGGCAAACAGGCGAUCGACGACGAUUCUAACCAGACUGCCCAGAUGACGGCGGCCCUGUUGGGUUGGCCACAGGCCACGUUCGCGUCCGAGGUGACCGUGUCGGACGGCAAUGUGCUGGUGAAGCGCGAGGUGGACGGUGGCUUGGAAACGGUCAGGGUCAAGUUGCCAGCCGUCAUUAGCGCCGACUUGCGACUUAACGAACCGCGGUAUGCCACGCUGCCCAACAUUAUGAAGGCCAAGAAAAAGCCCAUCAAAAAGCUUUCAGCCGCAGACGUCGGUGUGGACUUGGCUCCGCGUCAACAGGUGUUGAGCGUAGAAGAUCCGCCUACCAGACAGGCAGGAUCUAUCGUGCCUGAUGUCGACACUCUUAUCACCAAGUUAAAAGAAAAGGGUCAUUUGUAAUGUGAUGUUGACGUGAAGACACUAUUAUUUUAGUUAUAUAAAUUUCUUUUUGUGAUUUACAGCUGUUACAAAUAUUUUUUUCAAAAACAUAUAUAUUUUUUCUUGUAAUUUAAAAGAUAAAAUAUUAAUACCAUGAACAAUGUAAUGGCAGUCUUUUUAUAUUUUGGAGAAUUCAUCGACAUAAUGUUAUAAAUAUUUUUACCAAUUUAUUGUUGUUUGUUAGUAAAUAAUAUAAUAUAUAUUUACUCAUAA
Molecule: messenger RNA, 1481 nt
Organism: Aphis gossypii (cotton aphid)
Lineage: Eukaryota; Metazoa; Arthropoda; Insecta; Hemiptera; Aphididae
Gene: Etfb
Product: electron transfer flavoprotein subunit beta
Exons: 1
Coding region: 468-1229 (253 amino acids)
Cellular component (GO): cytosol
Molecular function (GO): electron transfer activity
Source: RefSeq, a predicted model, not a curated record